Messenger RNA from Daucus carota subsp. sativus, 3023 nucleotides. RefSeq names its product AT-rich interactive domain-containing protein 4. Lineage: Eukaryota; Viridiplantae; Streptophyta; Magnoliopsida; Apiales; Apiaceae. The coding region runs from base 399 to 2711 and encodes 770 amino acids. The transcript has 16 exons. The record is from RefSeq and is a predicted model, not a curated record. Gene Ontology annotation, molecular function: DNA binding.
AAUAAAAUCCGCGAGCGAUAGAAAAGUUUUGUGUGCAGUUUAGAAACUCCAUCAAGAAAUAUAUACUAAUAGAUAGAUUUGCAAAUGUUUGCACGGGACGCAGACCCUCUUAUAUAUCCGAUUCUUUCUUUCGUGGUUGAUUUUAAUGCCCCUUGCCCACUUAGGGUUCCCAAUCUUGACAUCUCCUUUAUCUUUUGCUUUGAUUUUGGUUAAUUUGAAGCGAUUUGUAAUUACCACUAGCUGUUCUUUCUCUCAACCUCAGCAGGGCCUCUCCCAAUUACAUCUGGUCAGUGUAUUGAAGAUGGUGUGUGAUAGAUAGAGUGAGACCACCUCCCUCCCAUAUAUGCGUGUUGUGUUUCGUAAAUUGGAUCUCAGAAGCCUCCUGUUGUUACUCAUCGAUGGCUGCUACUAUUCCGGGAGCUCCUAGACACAAUUGUGCUCUUCUUGCCGUCUUGAGUCAAAUUACUGAUGAUAUUAAGCCUAAUGUUAAUGAACAUCCCGCCUUUCCCUUUCCCAGCCUCGUUUCGUCCGGACGCCUAGAGGUUCAAACUCUCAACGGUCCUACUACCGAUGACUUCUGCAAAUCCGUUGAUUCAUUUUACCCCAAUUUUAUUUACUUGCAAGGACAACAGCUCCCAAACAAACAAAUUGGAUCUCUGCUGUUUGGAGGUGUUGAUAUCUCCACACCAGAAGACAUAUCCCAGCUCUUUAAUGUUUCAAAGUUGCCCACCACUGUUUAUUUGGAAGUUCCAAAUGGAGAAAAUUUGGCAGAGGCACUUCAUUCUAAAGGAAUACCUUACGUUAUAUACUGGAAGAAUACAUUUUCACAUUAUGCUGCCUGCCAUUUUCGUCAGGCAUUGUUCUCUGUGGUACAAAGUUCAUCAAGCCAUACAUGGGACGCUUUCCAUCUUGCACAUGCAUCAUUCAGUCUGUACUGUGUAAGAAACAACCUUGUUCUCCCUGAUAACAGCCAAGAAAGUAAUGAUAACCUAGGUCCUCACCUUAUUGGUGAACCUCCAAAGAUCGAUGUUGCUCCAGUUGAGAUGGUUGAAGGGGAUGACGAAGAUGGUUCUUCUGGUGUUCUUCCUGCAAUAAAGAUAUAUGAUGAUGAGGUGAAUAUAAGGUUUCUUAUUUGUGGCAUGACAUGCUCCCUGGAUGAAAGCUUAUUAGGAUCUUUGGCAGAUGGCCUGAAUGCUCUUUUGAGUAUUGAAAUGCGGGGGAGUAAGCUUCACAAUCGUGUUAGUGCGCUUCCACCACCUCUCCAGGCAGGAACAUUUUCUCGUGGUGUUGUGACCAUGCGUUGUGAUUUGUCAACCUCUAGUGCUGCCCAUAUAUCCCUUUUGGUGUCGGGUAGUGCACAAACAUGUUUUGAUGAUCAGCUGCUGGAGAACCACAUUAAGAGUGAACUUAUUGAAAAAAAUCAGUUAGUUCAUGCUCUGCCAGUUACUGAGGAAAACUCUCAAUCUUUAUCUGAACCUCGGACUUCUGCUGCGGUAGCUUGUGGGCGAUCAGUAUUUGAAGUUGGCAUGAAGGUUCCUACUUGGGCUUUACAGGUUUUAAGGCAGUUGGCACCAGAAACUUCUUAUCGGUGCUUAGUUGCACUUGGCAUUGCAGGUGUUCAGGGGUUGGCUGUUUCUUCAUUCGAGGAAGAUGACGCUGAACGGAUCCUUUUCUUCUGUAGAAAGCAGGGAAGAGAUGAUUUUGCAAAAAGAAUGAAUAUAACUAGUCCUCCUAUAUGGUUUAGACCACCUGCUCCAAGUAGAAAGAGAUCUCUAAUGUCUAUAGAAGGCUCACGGGAUGGUUUCUAUUCCGGAAGUCAAGCUGCCCAGGAACAAGAAGAUCAAAAGGAUAAAGAAACUGGAUUAUCCAAUGGGAUUACUACUCCUUUAGUACCUGUUAGGAAUAAAUUGAAAGUGGCUGCAAUGAGGCCCAUUCCUCACAUCCGUCACCAAAAAAUGUUACCCUUUGCUGGACUUUCUGAGACAAAUGGACAUGAGGGUGGUCAGGUGAAGGCUAACAUGCCAGCUAUGCCAUCCACAAAGCACAGCAUGGUUGGAGCAAAUUCUACUAGCCAUCGCAAAUCAUUAUCAAGUUCAUAUCAGGCAAAACAGAUUAUUUCCUUGAAUCCCCUUCCCUUGAAAAAGCAUGGUUGUGAGAGGAGCCCCAUACACGUUUGCUCAGAGGAGGAGUUUCUCAAGGAUGUUAUGCAGUUUCUGAUCCUUCGGGGACACACUCGUCUCAUACCUCAAGGUGGUAUUGCAGAAUUCCCAGAUGCUAUACUGAAUGCAAAACGGCUUGAUCUCUUCAACUUGUACAGAGAGGUAGUUUCAAGGGGCGGGUUUCAUGUUGGCAAUGGUAUUAAUUGGAAAGGGCAGGUUUUCUCCAAGAUGAGCAAUCAUACAGUAACCAAUCGCAUGACGGGUGUCGGAAACACGCUUAAAAGGCACUAUGAAACUUACCUUCUGGAAUAUGAAUUGGCGCAUGAUGAUGUUGACGGAGAGUGCUGCUUGCUUUGCCACAGUAGCGCUGCUGGGGAUUGGGUGAACUGUGGCAUAUGUGGUGAGUGGGCUCAUUUUGGAUGCGAUAGAAGGCAAGGUCUUGGUGCCUUCAAGGAUUAUGCCAAAACAGAUGGUCUUGAAUACAUUUGUCCACAGUGCAGCAUUUCAAAUUUUAAGAAGAAACUGCAGAAAACCACAAAUGGCUACUCUUGAGCCAUCAUUCUGACCCGUCUAUUUUUGGCGACCAGAUUUUCUUUUCCUCUGUUACGGGGCAGCGGUUUUGGGCAUCUGUCAUAGUAGGAAUGUCCAGCGUUUAUUGUCAAGUUGCUUGGCUGUUUCAUAUCAAAGGGUACUUGCAACUUAAUAGGAAACAAGUUCCUGAGAGCAGCAACUGGAAUAAAAAGGGUUGUGUGUUAUAAUAUUUGAGUGAUUAUGUAAUUUACUAGAUUUUGGUAUAUUAAACAUACUUUGUUUAACAAAGUGCUAAUUGUUUUCAAAUUCUAUAUAAUGUAAUCUAUUAAACCA